Molecule: messenger RNA, 6028 nt
Organism: Rhineura floridana
Lineage: Eukaryota; Metazoa; Chordata; Lepidosauria; Squamata; Rhineuridae
Gene: NPC1L1
Product: NPC1 like intracellular cholesterol transporter 1
Exons: 18
Coding region: 1-4116 (1371 amino acids)
Cellular component (GO): membrane
Molecular function (GO): lipid carrier activity
Source: RefSeq, a predicted model, not a curated record
AUGAAGGCGGCCGCUCUGACAGAAAUCCAUCGUGCUGGGUACUGUUCCUUCUCUGGAGAGUGUGGCAGGAACCCUGAAAUCAGCGCCAGCCUGCUUCCACCAUUCGUGCCGUGCAUCUCCAACACACCAGCCCAGCAGCUCAAUGGCUCCCACCUCAGCCUCCUUAGGACUGUCUGCCCUACACUAUUCGCAGGGAUGAAGGACACCUAUGCUUGCUGCUCUGAGUUCCAGUUGCAAAGCUUGCAGACCAGCCUUAUGAUGACCCAGGGUGUGUUGUCUCGCUGCCCGGCCUGUUUACAGAACUUUGUCAACAUUUACUGCCAGAACUUAUGCAGCCCAAACCAGAGCCUCUUCACCAAUGUCACCCGCUACUUCAACCACACCGCCCAGAAACAGGGCGUUCUUGAGUUCCAGUGCUACUACAGCCAGCGUUUUGCAGAUGAAGCCUACGAUUCUUGCAAGGGGGUACGGCUGCCAGCCACUGGUGGCUAUGCCAUAAGUGCCAUGUGUGGCAUGUACGGGGCCACCUUGUGCAACAGCCAGCGGUGGCUGGACUUCCAGGGAGAUGUGAGCAAUGGGCUGGCUCCUUUGGCAAUCUCUUUCCAGCUUGUGCCAGGCAGCUCUGCUGCCAACAUUGGGAAUGGCAUUGUGCCACUCAAUGGAAAUGUCUGGAAGUGCAGCGAGGCCAUGAACAACGGGAGUGGGGAUAGAUGCUCCUGCCCAGACUGUGCCCAGGCCUGCCCUGCUGCCCUGCCUCCUCGUCCUGCAACCCAACCCUUCAAAGUGGGAGAAAUGGACGGGGUCCUCUUGGUGUGCACCCUCCUCUUCUGUGGGCUCGUGCUGCUGUUUGGGGCUUUCCUGCUGUGGCGAAGCUACUCCUCCUCUGGGAAGCCAAAGGAGCAACGACUGGAGUGGGCAGUGACUGGGUUGACCUGUUCUGAGAAGGCAAGCCAGGACAUCCAUGCAUUCCUGGACAGGAUGUUCAGCGCCUGGGGCACGCUGGUGGCCUCUCAUCCCAUCAAAGUGAUUGCCAUCUCGGUGCUGGUGGUGGCAGGACUCUCCAGCGGGCUGGUCUUCAUCAAGCUGACCACGGACCCUGUAGAGCUCUGGUCCUCCCCCGGCAGCCGGGCCCGGCAGGAGAAGGCCUUCUACGACCAGAACUUUGGGCCCUUCUUCAGGACCAACCAGGUCAUCCUGACCACACAGAGCCGCCCCAGCUACACCUACGACUCUCUCAUCCUGGGACAGAAGAACUUCAGUGGGGUCCUCUCCAAGGAAGUGCUGCUGGACCUUCUGGACCUGCAGACGAGGCUACAAGACAUCGUGGUCUGGCCCAGGGAGCACAGCAAGAACAUCUCCCUGGAAGACAUCUGCUAUGCACCCCUAAAGUCCCACAACACCAGCCGCUCUGACUGCGCUGUCAACAGCCUGCUGCAGUAUUUCCAGAACAACCUCACUCGCCUUAAUAUGACAGCCGAGCAGACGCUGCACGGCAAGACCGGCACAGUGGACUGGAGGGACCACUUCCUGUAUUGCGCCAACUCACCGCUCUCUUUCCAAGACAUCACCCAGCUGCAGCUGAGCUGCAUGGCAGACUAUGGCGCCCCCGUCUUCCCUUUCCUGGCCGUCGGAGGUUAUCCAGGUAGGAAGUACUCAGAAUCACAGGCUCUCAUCCUGACCAUCUCCCUGAACAACUUCCCCUCCAGUGACCCUCGUUUUGACUUUGUGAAGCUGUGGGAGGAGCAGUUCCUGAAGGUUGUGCAGGAAUUCCAGCAGGAACACGCGGACAACUACACCAUGGCCUACAUGGCUGAGCGCUCCCUGGAGGAUGAAAUCAAUCGGACAACUUGGGAUGACCUCCCCAUCUUUGCUGUCAGCUACGUGGUGAUCUUUGUGUACAUCACCCUGGCGUUGGGCGAGUACUCCAGCUACAAGCGCAUCCUGGUGGACUCCAAGGUGACCCUGGGCCUGGGAGGAAUCCUGGUGGUGCUGGGCGCCGUGCUGGCCUCCAUGGGCUUCUUCUCCUUUGUGGGGCUGCCCUCCUCGCUCAUCAUCCUUGAAGUCGUCCCCUUUCUGGUGCUGGCGGUUGGGGCUGACAACAUCUUCAUCUUUGUGCUGGAGUACCAGCGAUCUGAGCCACAGGCUGGAGAAACGACGGAGCAGCACAUUGGGCGGGUCUUGGGGGAUGUUGGUCCCAGCAUGCUCCUCUGCAGCCUCUCUGAAGCGGUCUGCUUCUUCCUGGGUGCCUUGACCCCGAUGCCGGCUGUCCAGACUUUUGCCCUCAAUGCUGCUGUGGCUGUGCUUUUUGACUUUUUGCUUCAGAUGUCCGUGUUUGUGGCCUUGGUGUCUCUGGAUGCCCGCAGGCAGAAGGCCUCCCGCUUUGACCUGUGCUGCUGCCUCCGCCUGGAGAAAAGGACCCCAGUGAAGAGGCAUGAGGGGCUCCUUUGCACCUUCGUGCAGCGAUUCUAUGCCCCUGUCCUGCUCAACAGCAUCGUCCGGAUAGUGGUGAUGCUGCUCUUCACCCUCAUGUUCUGCGCUGGGAUCUUCCUGACGUGCAACGUCCAAGUGGGGCUGGAACAGGAGCUGUCAGUGCCCCAGGAUUCCUACAUGCGGCAGUACUUCCAGUACCUGAACCAGUACUUCAUGGUGGGUGCCCCAACCUACUUCGUCACCACCGGGGGCUACAACUUCUCCACAGUGCCAGGAAUGAACGGGGUCUGUUCCAGCUCAGGCUGUGAUGACAACUCAAUGAUGCAGAAGAUCCAGUAUGCCACGCAGUUCCCGGAUGAGUCCUUCCUGGCCAUCCCUGCCUCUUCCUGGGUGGAUGACUUCAUUGACUGGCUGAAUCCCUUCUCCAGAUGCUGCCGCAUUCACCAGUCUGGCCCCAAGAAGGGCGAAUUCUGCCCGUCCACGGACACCUCCUUUACCUGCUUGCUUAGCAAAUGCAUGCCCCAGCCGAAUGGGACCCUCCGACCUGACACAGAGGAGUUCAACCGAUUCCUGCCCUGGUUUCUCAAUGACACACCCAACCUCAAGUGUCCCAAGGGGGGUCUUGGUGCCUAUGACACGUCUGUGCGGUUGGGGCCAGAUGGGCAAAUCUUAGCUUCCCGGUUCAUGGCCUUCCACAAGCCUCUCCGAAACUCACAGGAGUACACAGCAGCCCUGCAGGCGGUGCGAGAGCUGGCAGCCAACAUCACAGCCAGCAUGCGGCAAGUGCCUGGCACGGACCCCAGCUUCCAGGUCUUCCCAUACACGAUCACCUACGUGUUUUAUGAGCAGUACUUGAACAUCACCAUAGCAGGCAUCGUCAACUUGGCCCUCUGCUUGGUGCCUACCUUUGCAGUAUGUUGUCUCCUGCUGGGCCUGGAUCUGCGUUCAGGCUUCAUUAACCUGCUCACCAUCAUCAUGAUUGUGGUGGACACUGUGGGUGCCAUGACGCUGUGGGGCAUCUCCUUCAAUGCUGUCUCGCUCAUCAACCUGGUGGCGGCUGUGGGCAUUUCGGUGGAGUUUGUGUCGCACAUCACCCGCUCAUUUGCUGUCAGCACAAGGCCGACCAAAGUGGAAAGGGCCAGAGAGGCCACUGUCAAUAUGGGGAGCGCAGUGUUUGCUGGCGUGGCGAUGACCAACCUUCCUGGCAUUGUGGUGCUUGCCUUCGCCAAGGCCCAGCUGAUCCAGCUCUUCUUCUUCCGCCUCAACCUCAUCAUCACGCUGCUGGGGAUGCUGCAUGGCCUCCUCUUCCUGCCAGUGCUCCUCAGCUAUUUUGGGCCUGAUGGUAACCAGGGAAGGGCACAGGCACCACAGCAGAGGAAGGACCAGGACCAGCCGAAAAAGAGCAGCCUGGUCAUCGCCAACAAUGCUGCUUUUGAAGGCAACAGGGUUAAAAGCAAUGGCCAGCCCUUUUCUGCUCACAGCCAGACUCCGGCCCAGGCUCAAGCGGGACCCGAGGAGGAAAAAUGUGAAAGAGUGGGCAGUAGCUGCCCAGGAGGAACUGGCCGCAUGCAGCAGGAGGCCCUCCACGCUGGCAGGCAGGACACAGACUCUGGGCAGACAAAGUUGGCACUGUCGGAGGCUGCUGUGGAAAGCAACUGCAUCAGCAGAAGUGGGUCGCUCCAAUGAGGGGCAGUGCUGCUGCUGCUGCUGCUUCCAUGUGGGGAUGUGUGAAAAUGUGAGUGAGUGCAAUUGGUGGGUGUGGGCAUGUAAAAGAACUCUUUUCUCCGGCCGGACAGCUGAGCACAAGAAUGCUCUAGACUCUGCAUGCCCAAAUGUUAAGUGUUGUAUGAAUCUCCUUUGCAACUGUUUGCAGAAGGUGGACGCGUUGUAAGAAAGAGUUCUGGCACUGGCCUAGCCAGCCAGCCAGAGCUGGAGAACUGGCUGAGCCUGCCUGCGGCACACCAGCUUCUGUAGCCACCAAGCUGGAGGAGGGGGAGCCCCCAAGUAUCUCUUUCAUCACAAGGUGCUCUGCACAAGAGCGAAGACAGCCAGGACUUGGAGACACAGGAUGGGGCCACCUUGUCAGCACAAAGUGCUCCUAGGGAUGGAGGCUCCCUGAGAAUCCCAUCUAUGCUAUCUUGAGUUCUCUGGACAAAGACAGGAUAGAAAUGUAAUAUAGCAUUUUGAGUUUUUUUAAAACCCUGUUUCUUUGUGGGAAGUGAGGCAAAGAACAUAAAUGCCUCUGGAAAGGAAGGAAGCCUGCCUGCAGGGCAUGAAAUCAACAGCCCCUUCCUCUGUGCCAGAAACUAAGCUCUGCCUCUUUGCAGGGAUCAUGCUGCUUCCGCAUUUUCCUGCUGGGUGCCAGCCCACCCCUCCCCCUCCACCCACGUUCUGCCAGCCAUUAAACGCCUUCUCCUGUGAAACAAUAACCAGGGCAAGGCUGGGUAGGGGUGCCCUGCGCCAGCCAGGCCCACACUUCACCUGAACUGUGCCUCUAGAUGCGGGGAGCAAUACUGGCUCCCAACACCCGAUUCCCCCCCUACUUAAACCACUCACUGAUAUAGGUGUGCCAAAUGCAUUUUACCUUCGGCAAGGGUGUAGGGCCUGCCAAUUCAACAGAGAGCAAGUGUGAUCAUAGGGCAUAAACCCUUGUGGGCUAGAGUCCAUUUCAUCAGAAGCAUCAAGUGCUAUCAAAGCUUGGUAUAAUUCUGCAUGAAACAUAAGCAUAUAGGUGUUGGGGGUGGGAUAUAGUAAACUGGCCACAAAAGCAGCCAUGAAUGCAACAGGAGAAGCCUGUGGCACUUCUAUGAAACGCUUGGCUACAUACACAUCAACUGGGCCCUGCAACUCAGUGUGUGUGCAACACAGCCGGAAGACUAUGCCUCCCUCCGGAAUAUCUUAUGCCGCUGCUAAGGGCUGAAGGAGUAGUUAAGCCCCUAUUCUUGUUUGCUCCACUUUUUGUUUUGUUUUUAUUUUCUAACACUGUUCCCUUUUGCUUUUGUUUCUGUCUGAACUGCCCAAGUUGAAGCAAAGGGCAAGAAACCCUCUGCUCCAGCAGUGAGCCAAAUUAGGACCAUCAGGCUUCCCCAUUUGGCCCUGUGAGGUCAUUUGGGCCAAACCACACCCACUCACCCUAAGCUGAUGAUGUCAGGUUUUGGCAGAGAGAGAGAUGGCUGGGCCAAAAGGGUCUUUUGCAAGCACCAAUUAUCAGCUGAUCCUUGGGGCUUGCAAAGUCUUGAUUUCACACACACCCCCGCAAAAACAAUGCCACAGUUCCAGUUUAAAAAAUUGCAUGACAUUGUAAAAGGAAAUAAAAGGGUUUUUUAAUAUAUAUUCUGCGGCUCAAUUUAGUCUAAGGUUGCUUUUUCUGAAUUACAAAAACAGGAACAGUCCAUUUUUUCCUCUGCAAAUAAUCAUACGAUAGCUGUCUCUGCAAAGUAUUUUUUUCUUCAGCAUGUGGGCAAAAUAGCAUCAGCCUCAGUCACUGACAUACUUCUUAGGAAGCUGAACGCCACCUCUCUACCUACAUGAAGCCACGGCCCCUCACCUGGGAUUCAGCACAACUUACACAUUCCAUUCAUUUAGUCAGGACCCCCAG